AUGGCUAACCCUGUCGCCCUGUCCCCGUACGCUCACCCCAUCCCGUCCUCAGGAGGAGACUUCUCUGGAAGCCCCUACUCCCAUCCUCAGUAUUCCACAUACAACGAAUCCUGGAGAUUUCCUAACCCCAGUUUAUUAGUGUUCCAGCAAGAUUACGGCUCUCUCCUGGGGACGGAGAUCGGCUGCUCGUCCACUCUCUUCAGCAGCCAGGCGGGACAGAUGCAAGGGUCGCCCUACUACUACGGCGCCACAUCCCGGGGGGCGGGACCUGCCGCCACGGCGACAGCCUCCGCCUACGACCGCCACUGACCCCGCCCACUCCGAGGAGGAGGAGGAGGAGGACGGGGGGGAUGGAGAUGGAGGAAAGGAUAGCACCAGCACCGCUCAGUACAAGCCUGCCCCGUGCACACGGACAACGCUUAUUUUGACGUGGGUAAAUAUUUUUGGACUGCCACGGAGGGCGGAGCUUUGCACUGCUCACCUGCAGAGCCUUUCAGGUGACGCGGCGCCACUGAAGCAUGUCACCACUACAUUUCUACAACAUAGCGGUGAUUAAAAGUCUUGUGAACUUCUGUGUAUGAGGGUUGGGCUUCUUUUUCUUUUUUUUAUAAAGGCGAACAAAAUCAAAUUCCUCUUUUUAUAUAACCUGCUAUCAAUCAUGCUAAAGUUCUAUGCCGUGUUACGGCCAAGUAAAAGACAAUCCAACUCUCUCAUGACCAAACGUUAGCCUCUCCCAUUCAAAGACACUUUUUUUUUUUUUGACAAAGCACAGACUUCUCGUGUACGAUGAAGCGUGUUGGAAGGAAGCCCGGAAGGAAACAGGGAGUGUGUUAAUGUACAGGAAGGUGCUAUCCAACACACACACACACACACGGCCCCCCCUCCCCGCCUACUUAGUACUCAUCAAGAGCUAUUUAUAACGGAGGAGGAGAAAGAGUAAUAUAUUGAGCUUUUUUGCGCCGCACUCUGCCUGUAACAAUUUAUAAAGUGUCACGCUGUUGUGCUAUAGAAUAGUGAUGAUGAUGAUGAUGAUGAUGCAGUAAAAUCUUUUUUUUUAAAA
This is a messenger RNA of Entelurus aequoreus (snake pipefish), 1060 nucleotides long. Its product is annotated as paired box protein Pax-5-like. The record is from RefSeq and is a predicted model, not a curated record. Lineage: Eukaryota; Metazoa; Chordata; Actinopteri; Syngnathiformes; Syngnathidae. The transcript has 4 exons. Bases 1 to 309 code for a protein of 102 amino acids.